Molecule: messenger RNA, 3291 nt
Organism: Bursaphelenchus xylophilus (pine wood nematode)
Lineage: Eukaryota; Metazoa; Nematoda; Chromadorea; Rhabditida; Aphelenchoididae
Source: the annotation of a GenBank genome assembly
AUGAGUCCUAAAACUUUUAUAGUACUCUCGUUGGUCAUAGCUUUUACGGCUUACGGUAGGUUUUUGUUGAAAAUCUGUGAGAGUUUUUGUCUAGGAAAAAGUCAUCAUCCUAGUCCUAGUCCCCAUGGGAGCAGUGGAAAUCAUCAUGGACAAAAUCAUGGUAAAGAACAUGACCAUGGUCAUGCUAAAGCUCAUGACAAGGAGCAUGGCAAAAGUCAUGGUCAAAGUCAUCAAAAUUCCCAAGGCCAUGAGCAUCCUCAUGAUCACGGCCAUGAUACCAACCAUGCCUAUGGACAUCAACAAAGUCAUCAGCAAGGCCACGAACAUCCCCAGGACCACGGUCACAACGGCUACGGCCAUAAAGGCAAGUCGCAUGGCCACGACGCCAACGACAAUGGCCAUCACGAAGGCAACGAAAACAUGCAUCUGGACAAGGACGGCAACUUCAUCAACCCACAAACCCAACAAGUUCUGAAAGAACUCAGCGAGCUGCACUUUGUGAAACCAAUGGAGACCGAAAACGUCCCAUGCGAGCAUUUGUUGCGCCCUCAAAUCGACAAGAACCCCUUUGCCAAGAAGUACAGACUCACGUACAAGGACCCCGAUUUUGAGGAGGAUCUGGCCACGGACUGUGAGUCCAUUUGGCUGCGAAACAACUUUUACACAAAGCCCCUGAGCAGAGAGGAAGAGGACUUCCCAUUGGCCUUCGCCAGGAACGUUUAUAAGGUAAGGAAAACAUCGUUCGAUUUCAACGGAAAUCCUGUCAAUUUAUUCAAAUUUUUCGGUCUGUCGGAAAAAUAAUCAGCAUUCUGUCGCAUCGAAAAUCGCAUCGAAGAAAUGAAUUGUGUUGCGGCAACAUGAAGUUGCUUUUCACUUUAGCGACGCGAUCGGCACAAACAAUUUGCUCAUUAUUUUCCCGACAAAAAGAACUCGAUUUUUAGCGACACAAUUAAUUUUUUCGGCGGUGAUUUUCGAUGCGACGUAGUGCUCACAAUUUUCCCGACAGACUAACAGAAACAUGUUUCAGGACUACCGUUUCAUUGAAAUGGAGCUCUCGACAACCUACGCUCCCCAAAAUCUGUAUUGCUUCGGCAUUGACGGAAAAUCGGAUGCACUCUUCCAGCUGCGGAUGAGAAACCUUUCUCAGUGCUUCAACAACGUCUUCCUGACCGAACACCGCUACACCAUGGACAGCAAAGGUCAUAACACAAACUUGUAUCACAUUGAAUGCAUGAAGGUUUUGCGGGAAACGCAGAAACCCUACAAAUACUUGUUUUUGCUGCAGGCAAGUGAACACCAUCGGGUCUUGUAAGCAAAAAAUACUCUUUUUAGAAUCAUGAUGUGUCCUUGCACACGAACGAAGAGUUGGUUCACAUUUUGACAACCUUCCACGGAACCAAUGACAUCUCCACGGUGCCAACCAGACCAGCGAAGAAAAUCAAAUGGGAUUUCGAGAAUAUGAGGGUCUUCAAGAAUAGUAAGCCCAAAAUUUAUUGUUGAGAGUCCGGUGACAAAAAAUGCAUCUCAUAGGAGAAGUACGCCAAAUGCCACGCUUAGAUUUUGAUGAAACUUGGCACAAAUUUAGCGACUUUUUCUAAGACCUAAAGGGGGGGGACCUGAUCCAGUGGCAAAAAACGUACCAUUUUGCAUCCAGGAAGUAUCAAAAAUGUGGCAAAAUACCUCCCUCUCCAAGUGAAAAAACUACGACUUCAAAAGCGCUCCCAUUCUUUUUGUGAGGAAAAAGAAUGGGCGCACCCUUCAAAACGAAGCUUUUUCACGUGGAGAGGGAAGCAUUUUGCCACAUUUUUGAUACUUCCCGGAUGAAAAAUGGUACGUUUUUUGCCAUUGGAUCAGGCCCCUCGUAAAUGACCUUCAACGAUUCCCCUAAAUACCUCAUUUCCAGUUGCCCGAAAUCGCCAAGUCCACAACAAUUUUGAGCCGAAACUCGUCCCAACCCGAGGAUUCGUUCAAUCGACCCUAUCCAAAGACGCAAUUGACUUCAUUCUGGAUGAACUGACCUUGGACGUCAGUAUCGCCUGGUUCAGUCUGUAUCCCAAAAGCAAAGACGAAUAUCUCUUCAGCACUAUCAACAACAACGACAAUAUUGGGCUGCCAGGAGGAUUUACGAGCAAGUGUACCAAAAAUAAUGGAACCACUACGGGAGUUACGAGGUAGGAGAGAAAAAACGAUAAUCUACUGACUUUUUCAACUGUUCAGAUACAAUAUUUGGCAGCGGAAUGCAACUCUAUGCGAGAGUAAACUGUUUCGCCAUGGGCUGUGCGUUUUUGGCCUUGAGGAUUUGAUCCCCAAGCUGGGAGAGUCCCCCUUCUUCUUUGCCAACAAAAUGAUGCCAGAGAAGGACUUUAGCGCCAUCGCUUGUUGGCAUGAGAUCCUGUUUAAUCGGACCUAUCAUCAACGAGGACUGCAUCGAGUUCAGGAAAACUAUUAUUGGAAACUACCGACGAUUAGAUUUAGGUCUGAUCGAGAAAUGAUGGGAGACAAAUUCGACUCGGAUACCUUUAACUGUACUGCCUAUGAUUGGGAGAAAAUUGGGACCAAUAUUCAGCCCGAUGGACUGAGAGUAAGUGGCAACCAAGCGGAUCCAGUCAAAUUCAAAAUUGAAAAGUAUUCUCAAUCCAAAAACGACAGUAUUUUUUGGAUAGGAUAUCUUUUGAUAUCAAAUUCGGACCCAAUUUGGCUGUCUUUUCGAUAUUCAUUUUGGCACAAGAUCCAGUCACCAAAAAAGUGUAAUUUUGUUUCCAGGAGGGAAUAAAAUUACCCAAAAAUACCUGCCUUCUCCAACCAAAAACAGCUUUGAAGACCGUGCUCUUUCAUUCAUAUGUCUGUCGGGAAAAUAAUGUGGAUUUGUCGCAGCAAAGUGUCUCGCUUCGUCGCACACCAAAUCUCAAGCCGCGGCUAGCCGUCGGUGAUGAUUGGCGAUUCCAAGGCGCGACAAGUCCACAUUAUUCCCCCGGCAGACUGAUAAACAGAGCGCAAAUUCAAGCAGUUUUUUGGUAAGAAAAGAGAGGUACUCCGCGGGAAUUUUACUGCCUCCUGGGAACAAAAUUGCACAUUUUUAGUGACUGGAUCAUGUGCCAAAAUGAAUAUCAAAAAGAUGGCCAAAUUGAGUCCGAAUUUGAUAUAAAAAGAUAUCCCUAUCCAAAAAAUACUGUCGUUGUUGGAUUGAGGACAUUUUUCGAAGCAACUUUUGGCUCACAUUAACUUCUUUUUCGACACUGCCGCCGACCAAAAACAUAAUUUUUCGUUUAUCUUCAGCUAAUUGAAUCUUGA